Messenger RNA from Diatraea saccharalis (sugarcane borer), 5013 nucleotides. NCBI's taxonomy places the organism in Eukaryota, Metazoa, Arthropoda, Insecta, Lepidoptera, Crambidae. The record is from the annotation of a GenBank genome assembly.
CACUGUGUGUGUCAAUCAAAGUCAAAAAUUAUAAUUUACAAACUCUCUUCACUUGGCCGUUCAAAUUUCAUUUUAUUUUUUGCUAGAAAAAAUAUUAGGAUGCAACAUCAGUAUUGGGUAACUAAAAAAACUGUUCUAAAAAGAUUAGGUACAAAGGAGGAUGAGUGUAUUGUGUCUUCAGAUGCAGAACUCGAUGCAAAGUUGGAAUUAUUCCGAUCAAUAUCAGAUAGCUGCUUACAACUCCAACGUGUAUUAGAUCAGUACCAAGAGAGAUUGUGCAUAUUAUCACAAGAAGAAAAUUCCUUAGGAAAAUUUCUACGUGAUGCUGGUAAAGGUGUUAACCCAUCUGGUAAACACAUGGUUUCAGCGGGGAAAGCGAUAUCAUACUCUGGACAGCAACGGUUGUCAGUUAGGGGACCAUUAUUAAGGCUUUAUCAUGAAGUGGAAACGUUUCGAGGUCGUGCAGUUAGUGAUAUGCGAUCUACUGUAUCGGCUAUGGAAAAAGCCCGUAUUGAAUAUCGUGCUGCUUUGAGCUGGAUGAAAUCAACAAGUACACAGCUGGAUCCCGACACAGGACGUGGUCUUGAAAACUACCGUAAAGCUCAGCGUCAAGUUCGAGAGAGCAAAAAAGUUUUUGAUAAACUGACAUUAGACGUUUUACAGAAGAUUGAUUUAUUAGCUGCUGCUCGAUGCAACAUGUUCUCUCAUGUGUUGUCAAACUAUCAAUGUUCAUUUUUAACAUUUACAACAAAAGUGGCUCAGACUUUAUCUGCUACUGCUGAUACAAUGAAUGCUACUCCUCAAUAUGAGUUCUGUAUUUUAAAAGAAUUAUCACAGAGUUUAGAAGACAGUGUAUCAAAACCAGAAAAUGUAGUGCCACAAGAUAAGGAUCAAAUGUUGUUUUUCCAGGAUGAAUAUAAAGAUGACAAAGACAAGGAUAGACAACCAUUGGAUAAUGACAAAAAACAACUUCCCUCCAGUGAAAAUAUACAAAAUCCAUCUACAUCCAUAAAUCUGAUUGACACUACUUCUCUUGAGUCUGAGCCUUCAGGGAAUAGUUCAAGUAUUGUUUCGGAUUUAGCUGGUCUACAGUUACAUAGUGAAGAUCUAUCUGCAAAUUUUGAAUCAUUUAUGCCUUCCCAAUUACUUCAGGUAAGGAAAAAACUUUUAACAAAUCAUAACAAUGUAUCACUGCUAUGUUACAUUAACUAUAUAACACUUGCUGCUUUUCCAUGACUUCAAACAGGCGAAGUUUAUUAUACUAUAUGUCAACCACAUAUGAUAUAGCUUUCAGCAAAUAUAUCAUUUUUUAAAUCGGUUCUGUAGUUUCAGAGCCUAUUCAUUUACAAAGGAAUAUUCUUUUAUAUUUUCAGGAUCUGGCAACACCAAAUUUUUUGGAAGGUCCUUUAACACCAGUGAGCAUUAACAAUAAUAAUAAACCACUAAAGUCUUCAACAGAGAAAGGCAAUAAAUCUGUAAUUCCACCUAAGAAGGAAGACAAAGCAGCUUGGUUUAAACUUUUUGCAGAGCUUGACCCUCUCGCUAAUCCUGAUAGCUUGCCUGGUUCCAAUUCUAAUCACAGCCAUGCAGCUUAAAUAGUAUAAAUGAAAGAGUGUGCAUAUAUACAAAAAAUAUUAUAUUUAAUUUUUUAGGAUAAUGUACACAAAAUAUAGCAAAAUAUUCUCGAAACAGAUAGUUUUAAGGAUUACAAAUAAAGGUAGAUACAUAUGUAACAUGUCGUUGACUUGAUUGCAAUUUUGGUGACAUUGUUUCUUGCAAAAUCUAUUAUGUAUAUGUCACAGACAGAGAUGGAACAAGAAUAAGAUUGUCGUAAACUAUAUACAGCAUGUUGAUUAUAUCACAGUGGGGUAAUCAGUCCAUCAACUCUGCAAACCCAGUGAAGACCUCAAAAAGCUUCUGGGCAAAGUUGGGUUGGCUGGUGUAAAACAGCCAACUUUUCACACACAAUGGGCCGAUUAGAGUAUUUUGGUGGGAGAAUAUUGGUAUUGUUGACAUACCCUGGGAUGACACCACCACAAGGCACACAAAAUUUGCUUUCUCAAAUUCAAAGUUAUGAAUAACUUUUAAUUAAUUAUUCCUGGUGUUUUUGCUUCUGACAUCAUCCAAUAAUAUAAAAUUGUUCCAAUUUCAGAUUACAACCCGUUACUUCAACUUUACUGCUUGUUUGAAGCAACUCACCUAGUUGCAGAAACGCACAUUAAAAAUGUCAUUAGUUUAAAGUGAUAUUGUCGAUACAAAUUUUCAAAUUUAGAACAUUUAUUAGAGCUUAAUGUCAACCUUGUUUUCACCAGUGUUUCUGCAACUCGGUGGCUACUGUUUAUUUUAUAUUAAUCAAUGCACAUGCACUGGAUACCUGUUGAUUUUCUCAUAAUGUUCCAUCCCAUCUUUCUGUUCAAGUUUAGACACAUAUGUAAUGACUAAUGACCUUACAGCUAUAAAAUCAAAGAACAAUUUCUUGAACUUGAAAUAAAUCUAGUGAUUAACGCGAUUGCUACAUGCUAUUAUAAUUAUGAAUGAUAUAAUUUUAUUCAAGUUAGGUUUGGUACCUAGAGUAAUAAAGCUACGUAGAUUAAGUUCUUGCUAUUAUCCAUGAUUUAUUUAAACAUAGAACCAUAUAUAAACUUAAAUAAAUAUAUUGUAAGUAUUUACCUUUUAUUAGAUUAAAAUGUUAAUGUUUUCCUUCUAUAAUUAAAAUUACAAUGAAACGAUUCAUUCCUACAGCUUUAAAUAACGUCUUUCAAUGUACAUACGCAAGGCAGACUACCACAAUAUGUCAAAUUUCCACAAUUUAUUUUGAACUCAACAAUGAAUCAAGUGGAGAAAUUGGACAGUUUUGUAUAGUCUGACGUGCUGUUGACUGUACUUUUACAGAAUGAAAUUUGACGAAAUAAACCUCUUCAAUUCUUGAACUAAUUUUGUGCAAAAUAAACCUCUUCAAUUCUUGAACUAUUUUUGUGCAAAAAAGUUCAAGUUCACCCAAAUGCUGUAUCGCCCAUUUUGCUGUCACAUUUAGUGAUUUGUCCAAUUUUGUUGUUCAAGUUUAUGAGAGAAACUCCAUUUUUUUAAAUUUUGUGAAUCAUAAAUAUUUAUAAUUUUUCUAUUAUAAUUUAUUUUGAGAAGACUACGAUAAAGAUUUGGAGAAAACAUUUUACAGAAAACAGAUUUACUAGUCCUUAAUGAUCUGCUUUUGUUUGUAAAGUUUAGUAUUCCUGUAUAAGUACUUAAACUUUUCGGCAGCAUAUCAGAUUAGAAGUUUUUAUUCAGAUUCUGUAAUAUUAUUGAACAUAAGGUUAACAAUAAUUGAAUUCAUUUGUCAGCACUAUGCAUAAUCUGAUAUGCUGAUUUCUGUUAAAUAACUUCGAUAAAAUUAAAAUACUUUUUUGCACUUGAUUAAAUUGCAAUUUUAUAUAAUUAGCAUUCUAGAAGUAACGAAAUUAUGUUAUAUUUUGUUAAUGUUUAUUAGAAAAGUACCCAUAAUGCAUACAUAGAACAUGAGACUUGAAUAAGUGUGACUUUCACUAUGACACGUCACAUGACUCAUGAAUUCAUGAUGUAUCCAUUGACGGUAUCCACUUAUUAAUGUUAAAGUUUAGAUGUUAGAAUUUAAUUAAUUAUCGCAUUCAUUAUUAUGCGUUUAAGCGACUUACCAAAGAAUACUUUAUAUUAUGCUUGUGUGUAUAACAUACCAUAAAUUUAUAUAUCUGAAAUAAAAUAUGAAAAUGUAUAUCUUUUUUACAAGUUUCUUAAGUAAAAAUUAAUAUUUAUUAUCGUCAUUAUUAUACCAUAAUAUAUGAAACAAAAAAUAUAUCAUUAGGAAUUAAGCCAUGGAACUAGGGCGGUUAAACGCAACAACGGGAACAGGUCACCUCUAUCCUGCCGACGCCUUUGUUUUCUUUACUUUAAAUUUCACAAACAUUAUUAUAAUUUCUCAAUAUUUAAUAAUAAACCACUAUUAUAUUAAAUAGAACAAAUACCAGAAGCUAAGCUUCAUGGUCUAAAUUCCUUUAUCUUAAAUAUAAAAAAAAAUGUUAUAAAUAGUGAAACGCGGAUUAUACAAAAUGUAAUCGUGUUUUUUUAUUCAUUUCAAUUUUAACAGUUUCUUACGCAAACCUUAGUAUACUUUAGCAUUUAUUUCGUAAUAUUAAUUAUCAAUAGUUAAAGAGGACCUUAUUUUUUUAUUUUAUACAAGGCGUUCACAAGAACUAUUAGAAGUAGGAGCAAAUAUACUUUAUCUACCGGUAGGUAAUAUCAGAUUUUCACAUUUUUGAUUUGAAACUAUAUAUCGAUAUUCAAUAUCGGAUUCUGAUACUAAAUAUUCUGAUACUAAAACUUUAAAUGUGUCAAUCGAACUGUAUUUGGUAACCUCAAGCCAUCACGAACACAAUCGUAAACAAGUAGCAAAACAAAUCAAAAAACAUAUCACGUUCUGACUUGCCAAUUUAGCACGGGAAAAUAAGCCGGCGUGCGAUUUACUUGCUCUUUUCUUAUGCUUUGUAUUUUUAACAAAAUCAAGUCUAUUUAUACAAUAAAUGUUUUAAAAUUUUGCAGUAAACAAUAAAAUAUACGUUUUAAAUAUUUGAACCAAUUCAUAUUCUGAGAAUACUCGUUCUUUAAAUUAAUUUUGUAGCGAAUGGUAACACCAUCUAUAUUGACUUAUGGGGAUUCUCCGUAUUUUAUUUUGUAAUUGGAUCGUUUAUGACUGAUAAUCAGCAAGAAUGACAUCUACUAUACAUAUAUAUAAAGUUGAAUAUUGUUUAUCACGUCCCUUUAAAAAACUACGUGAUGCUUUGACAAUUCAAAGAAAGUUUUAUUCAUGGAUUUUCAGUUUAGUUAUUUUUUUUUUAUUUCAAAUCUUUUAUUGUUUCUUAAAAGACAAGCCCGCUCUGUAGGAUACAAGACCUGUGUUGCGAGGGACAAAGUACACUCCGACUAAGAACAAUUAUUUGUAAAUCACACGAAACAUUAUCCUUUGUGGGGAUUGAACCACAACAC